AUGACUGGGAGUGUCCUCGCUCGAAUGUUUGUCGUAAGACACGGCGAGACGGACUCAAAUAGCAACGGGAUCAUCCAGGGCCAGCUGGAUACACAACUCAAUGCCACCGGCCUUGCACAAGCCGCGAUAACUGCGGAGGCGCUCAGACAUGUCUGCUUUGAUAAAGCUUUCACGAGUGAUCUCCAGAGAGCUUCUAAGACCGCCGAGAGGAUUCUCCAGUACCACUCUGGCGCUGAGUUAGUCCAGGACAGCGCGUUACGAGAAAGGUUUAUGGGUGAGAUGCAAGGCAAGAAGGGGCCAGUCAACACGAAAGGAUUGUCCUCGAUAGAGACAAACGAGGCUCUUGUUCAGCGCUGCAUCACUUGGUACAAUCGGGCGAUAGUCACUUACAUCUCCUCCUCGAUCACCAACUCUGACAUUUCAGAGGGCCGAUGUCGGAACAUACUCGUUGUAUCGCACGGGGCGUUCAUAGCUACGCUCUUUCGCACAAUGAUCUCCAGCAAUGACGUUACGUGUCCCGCAGAGUUGAAGCUUAGACGCCUUCCUACGUUAGGCAAUACCAGUAUAUCCGUAGUAGAAUACAGGGCGGUUUCAAGAGCGAAGCAUAGAGAGGUGGAUGUUGUCGUAUUAAAGUAUGGGGAUAUUGACCACUUGCGUGGAUUGAGUGUUAUGGAAGAGAAUGCUGAUGUAGAGGCCAAUCGACUAUAG
Molecule: messenger RNA, 708 nt
Organism: Suillus paluster
Lineage: Eukaryota; Fungi; Basidiomycota; Agaricomycetes; Boletales; Suillaceae
Product: phosphoglycerate mutase-like protein
Exons: 3
Coding region: 1-708 (235 amino acids)
Biological process (GO): positive regulation of DNA repair; regulation of pentose-phosphate shunt; fructose 1,6-bisphosphate metabolic process
Cellular component (GO): cytosol
Molecular function (GO): fructose-2,6-bisphosphate 2-phosphatase activity
Source: RefSeq, a predicted model, not a curated record